Aricia agestis (brown argus) is the source of this 2227-nucleotide messenger RNA. RefSeq lists its product as uncharacterized. The transcript is spliced from 3 exons. The coding region runs from base 37 to 2202 and encodes 721 amino acids. Lineage: Eukaryota; Metazoa; Arthropoda; Insecta; Lepidoptera; Lycaenidae. The record is from RefSeq and is a predicted model, not a curated record.
GACCAAAUUAAGAUAAUCAAUAACCAUAAUAGAGUAAUGGGAUGCACUAUUGAUAAUUUACAAUUCUUAAGGGAACGUAAGGUGGGCUUGGAAUCAACAUUUACCAUGAAAUGUAAUAUGUGUAAUUUAGAGCUCCAACUGUUUAGCUGUAAUAGCUCCAAUUCUAAUAUGAGAGUUAAUCAAGGCGCUGUAACUGGGGCUAUGAUGAUUGGGUGUGGAAGAUCUAAUUUAAAUGAAUUAUUAGCAUCCAUAGAUUUACCCAUAUUUACUCAAAAUUCAUAUGCUAAAUAUCACGAUGAAGUAGCAAAAUGGUGGAAAACUGCUGCUGAAGACAGUAUGCAAGAGGCUGCAAAAGAAGAAGCUGCUGAAGCUAUUGCGUGCGGUGAAGUCAAAGACGGUAUUCCUGUUGUCACAGUCAUUGCUGAUUGCUGUUGGUCAAAAAGAUCGUACAAGAGCAACUAUUCUGCUUCGUCGGGUGUAGCAGCUAUUAUUGGCUAUAAAACAGGGAAGGUAAUUUAUAUGGACGUUAAAAAUAAAUAUUGCGUAGUUUGCUCCCGUGCAUCAGUCAAAGGUGUGCCUCCCGCAAAGCAUGACUGUCAUAAAAAUCACACUGGUUCUUCGACAAGUAUGGAACAAAGUGUCAUAGUCGAAGGUUUUAAAACAUCUGUUGCGAGGCAAAACGUAAUUUACGGUACGUUGAUAGCAGACGGUGACGCGAGUACGUUUAAAAAAAUAUUAGAAAGCAGGCCAUAUCCCAACUAUCAAGUUAAUAAGAUCGAAUGUACCAACCAUCUUCUCCGGAACUACUGUGGAAAGAUUCUUAAUGUGAGCAAAGAUACAUCUAUUCCCCUAAAUGAGAGAAAAUUGCUCACCACCGAACGACAAAAAAGGCUUCGUACAGCGGUAAAAAGUGCAGUGCGAUUUCGCAAAGCGCAGAAUGUGACUACUGCUGAACAAAUCAUAAACUUAAAAAAAGAUAUUUUAAAUAGUCCGAUGCAUAUUUUUGGUGACCACCACGCCUGUGAGACGUAUUAUUGUACUGGAAACCGGAAUGAUGAGGAUAACCUGGUCCCUAAAGUACGGUCCUUGUUAAAUAAAAUUAUGGGUCAUACGGCUCAAAUAGCAUUUCACUCUAAAAGCUUGCUUCAUAAUGUGACCAACAACCGAGCUGAGCAAUUUAAUAGCAUCGUGGCAAAGUUAGUCGGUGGCAAGCGCGUAAAUUUUUCACUGAAAAACUCCUAUACAGCACGCUGUCAUGCCGCAGUAGUAUCUUUUAAUUCCGCAAGACCUCAGUACAACAUUUACAAAUCAAAAUUUCAUAGGAGUCCAGGUAUUUCAUUGAAACGCAUUGAGAUGACUCGCCUUAAAAGAAAGCAAAAAGAGAAAAUAUUUCGUCCUAGGAAGAGAUUAAAUUUUGACAAUAAUAAAGCAGAUUACGGCGAUGAGUGUCAAAGACCGGACAUGCCUGCAGAUUCCUAUGAAAUUGCCAAAAAUUUUUUUCUUCAAAAUCUUCAGGAACAGGUCAAUAAUAGAGAAGAGGUGGAACGAGAUACAAUUCUUCAGGCAGAAAGCCCACUUUGGCUUGAAUUAAGAAGAUGUCUUCUUACAGCAUCAUCGUUCGGCAAAGUUUGUAAAAGAAGACAUAACAUAAGCUCCGCUCCCUUAGUCAAAAGCCACUUAUAUUCCUAUUCACUAGAUCAUAUAAAAAGUAUAAAGCACGGGAAGGUCAAUGAGGCCACUGCUAUCCGGCAACUUGAAGAACAGAUAAGUAUAAAAGUACAUAAAUGUGGACUGUUCAUCGAUGAAGAUUUUUUUUUUCUGGGAGCUUCACCUGAUGGUGUCUUUGAGGAAGGGCUUGUUGAAAUUAAAUGUCCAAUUUCAGCAUUUGGUAUGAAUGCUGAAGAUGCUAUUAAAGCCAAAAAAAUUAAGUUUUGGCUUCCAAACGGGACUAUCAACCGUCGCCACGAUUGGUAUUUUCAGAUUCAGGGACAGUUACAUGUAACAAAGAAGAAUUUAUGUUUAUUUGCUGUCUGGACGGGUGAACAAUUUCCCUUGAAAAUGGAAAAGAUCACUCGGGACGAUGAAUUUUGGCAAAAUGAAAUGCAAACUAGAUUGUAUAAAUAUUACAAUGAAUGUCUGCUUCCAGAAAUUGUAGACCCACGAAAGUCCAGAUCGAUGCCACUGAGAAGCACUAUCUACUAAUUUUUGUAUUACAUCUAUCUAUAUA